This is a messenger RNA of Fonsecaea multimorphosa CBS 102226, 318 nucleotides long. RefSeq lists its product as uncharacterized. The transcript has a single exon. NCBI's taxonomy places the organism in Eukaryota, Fungi, Ascomycota, Eurotiomycetes, Chaetothyriales, Herpotrichiellaceae. Bases 1 to 318 code for a protein of 105 amino acids. The record is from RefSeq and is a predicted model, not a curated record.
AUGUCAGAUGUCAGAUUUCACAUGUGUGAUGUUGACAAGAGAACGAGGAAGAAUGUUCAGUCUGGUGAGACGGGGAAGCAAAUAGAGGUCAACUUGAACGAAGUCGACGACAAAGCAGAAGUGAAAGAACCAGAGGUGGAUGUGAGCGCAGCCCGGAUUUGCAGCGACGGGAAGACACAGAGUGGCAGUUUGCAACUGGUUGUUUUGACAAAUGGUGAUGGAUGUCUGGCAGAGGGAGAAGAGAAGGAGGGACUGCGGUCCCGAAGGACGGUGAUGAGGCAAAUAUACAAUUCCAUGGGUGGUGAUACGGGGAACUGA